This is a messenger RNA of Coccidioides posadasii C735 delta SOWgp, 2061 nucleotides long. RefSeq lists its product as uncharacterized. Gene Ontology annotation, molecular function: molybdenum ion binding; catalytic activity; pyridoxal phosphate binding. Lineage: Eukaryota; Fungi; Ascomycota; Eurotiomycetes; Onygenales; Onygenaceae. The record is from RefSeq and is a predicted model, not a curated record.
GUGACGAGCACAUUACGGAGUACAUAUAUUAUUAAUCACGAUGGCGAGUUUUUUGAGAGAAACUCCGGCUUCGGUUGGCUUUGAAAGUCCGUUCCAUUGGGUUGCACCGCUGUCGAAUUCGGCGACAUCGACUACUUAAUACGAGUCGCCCCGUGGGUUGGCAAAAACUAUUCACGGUCAAGGCCCUCCCUUCUCCAACGAAUUUCUGGGAACCAUGACUCCUCGAGAGACUGACACAUACAGAUACUCAUUCACCUUUCUCACGUUCUGUCCCUCCGAGCCACUGAAAUCACGCUUUUGCACAAAGCAAAGCUAACAAAGCAAGCCGCCAAAGUGUCUUACGGAGAAACUCUGGCCGGGGCUCUCCAAGGGUCACUUGCUGUUGAAAGUGCCAGCAAAGCCCUUGAAACAUCUCAAAGGAUUCCUGCCUCAAGAUUAACAUAUAGCUCUCUAGUUUAGAUCUCGCCUUUUCUUUUCUUCUUUUUUUUUUUUUCUCCCGGGCCUCCAACAAUCGAUAUGCUACGGUUGACGGGGGUUAUACCUCGCUUCGGCCUCACCGUUUCCGUUUCCCUCCUCAUCGUUUACUUUAUCUGCGUCGCACCCCUUGCUUUCCUUCUUUACAUCGAACUCACAGAUCGCCGCUAUCGAUCUCGACAGCCGAGAGGAUGCCGGAAACUAGGACUGAAAUCCUGUUCCAACUUAGCCGAUGAACAUUCCUACAACACGCGGGGGGUACAUAAACGCUCCAAGGAUCAUGCGGGGAAGAAGAUCAAAGUCAAGGCUCUCAUCGUUUAUCCUAUUAAGAGCUGCGCCGGGGUGGAGUUCAACUUCAUUGAUGGCACCGACACGGGCUUGAUGUACGAUCGCCAGUUCGCCUUCGCGGAGUACGUUGAGACCCGGAACGCCGAAGGAGAGUCAAAGACGAAUGGGUCAGCUGAAAAGAAUGCCACCACCGGCCGUUGGGACUGCCGCACCCUUCGCGACGGCAAAUUCAGCAGAAUGGCCCUUGUCCGGCCGGAGAUCUGGAUUCCAGAUCCUUCAUUGCCAUCGUACUCUCCCAAGGCUCCUGCGGUCCGUUCGAAGGGUGUCCUGGUGAUCAACUACCCCAGAAUCGCGACGAGUUUCUUGACCAAACUUGGCAUGAAGCUCAAUCUCUGCUCGCGAGAGGAAUCGUUUCAAGUACCACUCUACCCGCCGGAUGGCGAGUACCCUUCCAUUCCAUUCCGCAUAUUCAGAGACACACCCAACGCCUACAAUUAUGGCGACCACAUCCCUUCUUCCCUGGCUACCUUCCUCGGAAGCACCAAACCACUCUCGCUAUUUCGCGUUGAUCCGGAUCACUACCGCCCCGUGCGCGGGAACGCGCCACCCGCAGCGGACCUCGGAUUCGAGCCAACGAUGGGUUUUCCGGAUGAGUACCCGGUUCAAAUGCAAAACCUAGCCAGUAUCAGGAACAUCGCGGAACAGGUUCGGUACGCAAUUCCCAAGUUUUCUGUCCGCAGGUUCCGGCCGAAUAUCGUGCUUGAAGGAUUAGAAGCGUACGAUGAGGAUGACUGGAAGCGCAUUCGCAUCGUGCAGGGUCCACGGAGCAGGAAAGCGCCUCCUUCAUCUGCCGAAGGCGAUCGAGGCGAUGAACGCAAAGACGAAGGAAAAGGUGUUGAUGUCAUAGUUGCGUGUCGCACCGUGAGAUGUCGGCUCCCGAACGUUGACCCAGACACGGGCGAGAGACAUCAGGUCGAGCCGGAUAAGACGCUGAGGUCGAUGAGGAACAUCGACGCGGGGGCGGGGAAGAGUGGGUGUUUGGGAAUGAUGCUUGUGCCUGUUGCUCGAAAAUUCACUCUCCAUGUCGGUGAUGAGAUCGAGGUCCGAGAGAGAGGAGAGCAUUUCUACGUCAAAGGUUGAAAUGGGCCUGAUCUAUUUUUCUUCGAGGUCAACCGGCAAAAAGGGGGUUCUCAUUUGCCGGCAUUAUAUUAUUGUUACAUGCCGGGGCAUUUGCGUAUUUAUUCCAGACGGCACUGUAGAGGCACGUUUUGCAUGAGUCUGUGCCAUUUUAACAACGCA